Solenopsis invicta (red fire ant) is the source of this 1033-nucleotide messenger RNA. Its product is annotated as apolipoprotein D. The record is from RefSeq and is a predicted model, not a curated record. Bases 16 to 1008 code for a protein of 330 amino acids. The transcript is spliced from 4 exons. Gene Ontology annotation, molecular function: pigment binding. Lineage: Eukaryota; Metazoa; Arthropoda; Insecta; Hymenoptera; Formicidae.
CAACGCUCCUGCUUAAUGUAUAUAAAGGUUGGAGCUUCGACCGGUGUUCGAGACAGAUCAUCAUCAGACAUGUUCGGGAAGAUUAUCCUAGCACUCUCGGUCCUGGCCUGGGCCAGUGCCCAGAUUCCUAAUCUGGGCUUCUGUCCAGAAUAUAUACCCAUGGCGAACUUUAACAGGCAAAAGUUUAUGGGCGUUUGGUACGAAGCCGAAAGGUAUUUCCAGCUUAGUGAAGUGGUAUCGCGAUGCGUUAUGACAAAUUAUACCAAAGGCAGCGAUGGCAAAUUCCGAGUAAUUAAUGAAGUUACAAAUCGUUUCACCGGAAUAAAGAGGAUAUUGGAGGGUGAAAUUAAGCCCGCAGCUUCCAAGGCUGAGGAGGGUAAACUCACUGUCAAGUAUACCACAGUUCCACUGACUCCAGAAACUAAAUACUCGGUACUCGAAACGGAUUACGACUCGUAUGCUGUUUUAUGGAGCUGUCAAGGUAUUGGCCCGGUCCACGCACAAAAUGCAUGGGUCAUGACGAGGGAACGAAUACCGUCCGGAAAAGUGCUUCAAAAGGCUUACGGCGUUCUUGACAAGUACAAGAUAUCGAAAACGUUCUUCGUGAAAACCGAUCAGGCGGAAUGCGCCUAUUUGGACACGCCACCGGAGGAGGAAGAGAAGCCCGAACCGGAAAAGCGAAAACGGAAACCGCAAUCAGUCGAGCUGAAUGAGAGUUACAGAUCAACCAUUCCGGUGGAUGCCAAUACCGAGAUAAAGGAGGAAGUCGGGAUUAUCAGCGAGAAAGCGCUUGCCGAUAGCCCGAAGAUAGCGGAGGAACCUGCGAAGCUUGAGCAACCCAUCGAAACCGUUCCCGAACGGAUCUUAAAGAUAGCAGAGGCGAUAAAGGAGGAGAGCGGCGACGCCAGGGAUAAAAUGAUCAUCGUCGAGGUCAAGGAGGAGAACGUUGCGGAAAACACGAGCGAGGAGAAGAACGAGUAUUCGAAGGAAACGGAAACAACUGCCUAAAAGUAUUGUUCAGCUAAAAAAAAAA